Messenger RNA from Rhodotorula graminis WP1, 765 nucleotides. RefSeq lists its product as uncharacterized. Bases 1 to 438 code for a protein of 145 amino acids. The transcript is spliced from 4 exons. Lineage: Eukaryota; Fungi; Basidiomycota; Microbotryomycetes; Sporidiobolales; Sporidiobolaceae. The record is from RefSeq and is a predicted model, not a curated record.
AUGGCAGCUGCACCGCAAGCACCCGCACCUGCGCCCGCCCCGCUCGACACGGCCCAGUUCGCGACCCUCUUCCCCUCGGUCGUCCGCCUCGCCCACCUCGCCUCGUCGUCGUCCUCGCCGUCCACCAUCAGCGCAACCGACCCAGCCGAUUCAUCACACCCAGCAGAGCCUGACGCACACCACCCCGACCCCAAACUCGAGCUCUCGCGCCAGGCCGCCGCCCUCCAUUCGACCCUCCGCACCCUCGACGCCCAAGUCGCCCAAGUUCCCAACGCCCACCUCAGCGUCGACGACCAGCACUGGCUCGUCGAGCAGCUCCAACUCGAGUGUUCUCGCAGGCGUGCCCAGCUCGCACACGUCGCGAGCCUGACGCAGCUCGAUCUCGCACCCGCACAUUCGCCUGCGCACGCCGACGCCGACAUGGCCGACGCGGCGUGACGUACCCGGCCUCGAGCAUGGUCGAGCGAGCGGCGAGCUCUUCUUCUUUGGGCGUCACGAGGGCCCGCUCGCGCGCGCCUGCGCCGCCCUCGCCAUGCUCGACACGACCUUGUCGACGUCGUCCUCUCGAACGUCGACCCGUUCAUGUUCUCGAUCCGCAUGGUCCAGAUCAACAAACCUGACCUCGCAGGCCGCCGUCAUGAGCACACACGGCUCCCGAACGAUGUACUGUCCAACCUCGACCCGUUCGCGCUCCUCAUCCUCAUCCCGAUCAUGGACCUGCUCGUCUACCCUGCCCUCCGUCGCGCCGGCAUCAACUUCUCGCCG